Messenger RNA from Melampsora larici-populina 98AG31, 546 nucleotides. RefSeq lists its product as uncharacterized. The transcript has 3 exons. NCBI's taxonomy places the organism in Eukaryota, Fungi, Basidiomycota, Pucciniomycetes, Pucciniales, Melampsoraceae. The record is from RefSeq and is a predicted model, not a curated record. Bases 1 to 546 code for a protein of 181 amino acids.
AUGACCUAUGAGGCCAGCUUCGAUAUCAUUGACCAACUCACACCACUUUAUCCAAUCCCAUGCGAACCAUAUCCCUACUUUGCUACCAACACCACUCACUCUGGUUUGUCUUGGAAAGGAGCAGCAUGGGCAAAAUACUACGAGAUCUGGGCUGUGGGAGAAGAAGGUGGAACUUUUGUUCGCGUGGCCACUCAUGUGCACGAUAACACAAACGCUGGGGAAAUGUUUGUAGCACUCAAUCCAAGCGCAGGAUGCGUCGAAGUUCCCGAACUUCCCACUGUACCAACACGUAGUCAAGCCGGUUGGGUGGACCAAAAGUGGUCCAACGCAGGACAAAAAGUUAGUAGUAAACCAAGGAAAAUGAAAAGAUCAAAGUCAAAGAAACGAAGUCUGGACGAGCCACCUGCAGUCCUAGCCACGGUCGAAAGGGUGCAAGUCAAUCAUCCCAUACCUCAAGGACCAGGUUGGUAUAUCGUGAGAGGAGUGAGUGUGGAUGGGUAUCCGGGAGCCUUUUCAAAACCCACAUAUAUCUCUAUCAUCGAUUAA